This is a messenger RNA of Puntigrus tetrazona (Sumatra barb), 1774 nucleotides long. Its product is annotated as beta-1,3-galactosyltransferase 1-like. The record is from RefSeq and is a predicted model, not a curated record. Gene Ontology annotation, molecular function: N-acetyl-beta-D-glucosaminide beta-(1,3)-galactosyltransferase activity. Lineage: Eukaryota; Metazoa; Chordata; Actinopteri; Cypriniformes; Cyprinidae. Gene Ontology annotation, cellular component: membrane. Bases 79 to 1179 code for a protein of 366 amino acids. The transcript has 3 exons.
GUCCUACGCUUUAAUGUUCAACACAACACAAAUGCAAAUUUUUUGUUCACUAGAAGGCUAGGGGACUUUAGUUAUUAAAUGAAAGGUUGUCAGAUAUGCGGUAUGGAUAAACAUAUGAGCACAGUGAAAAGCUUCAGAAUGCCUCUAGAAAUGGAUUUUGUACCAGUGCAACUAAAAAGAAACAUAAAUAGUUUCAUCUUGUUUACAUUGAUUUUCUUCACGUUUGUGAUCUUUUACAACUUUGAACUCUGUCUCAGGCCUGCUAAGACUGAAAAAUUGAACAAUGCUGUAACUCCAAAAAGCUGGAUGCAAACAAAAGCCACCGCAGCACCCGCUGUGACCAAACAAAUUUCCUUGCAAUAUCAUGUGGCUCAUCCACUCAAUUAUCAUUUCAUCCUCAACGAACCUAAUAAAUGUAGUCAGUGGGAUCCGUUCCUGGUCUUUAUGGUCCCCGUGGCCCCCCAUCAGCUGGAGGCUCGUAACGCCAUCCGGAGCACAUGGGGGAACGAGAGCUCAGUGCAGGGAAAAGCAGUGCUGACUCUGUUCUUGGUGGGUUUGUCUGGAGGAGCUGAAGCUCAACAGCAGCUGGAGGAAGAGAGUCGACAACACAGAGAUCUACUGCAGAGCGACUUUGUGGACUCCUACUUCAACCUGACCAUAAAGACCAUGGUGAUCAUGGACUGGUUGGCCACUCAUUGCCUCCAAGCAACUUAUGCUAUGAAGGUUGAUUCUGACACGUUCAUAAACCUGGAGAAUUUAAUGACCCUCCUUUUGGCACAAAACACACCCAGAGAGAACUACAUCACAGGUUUUUUGAUGUUGAACCAAAAUGUCGUUAGAAACAAUAAAUCUAAAUGGUACGUCUCAGAAGAGCUGUACCCUGAACAGAAAUACCCCACUUAUGUGCAGGGAGCAGGAUAUGUUUUCUCCAAUGACAUGCCGGAAAAAAUUUUGGAAAUUUCCAAGGAAGUAAAGCCCUUUAACAUAGAAGACGCAUAUGUGGGUGCUUGUCUGAAACGUUUGGGCUUUGCACCCUCAUCUCCCCCAGACCCUUCACAGUUUAAAAUCCGUAUGGGGCACUAUAAGCGAGAAGAUUUUCUCAAGAUUAUUUCAGUGAUGGUGGGAUCUCCACAGCAGAUAUUGAAAAUCUGGAAGGAUGUAAAGACUAAAAGUACUUGACCAGAAACAAGCAAAAAUGAAAAAUACUACAUUUACUAAAUGGUAAGUUUUACUUAAUAACAAUGUGUAUUAAGUAAAACUUACCAUGCAGAUUAAAUGUUAAAAUACUUUAAGAAUUCCAGAGCUAACAGCAAUUGGCCAAUCAGAACUCUGUACUGUAAGUAGCGGCACACAAGCUGUAACAAAUCAUUUGAGCAAAAUGAUUUAAGCUGAACUUUUUCAGUUUUAUUUUAAAGGAAGACAAGAGAAGGCAUGACUUUUCCUUGAUUAGAAUUGAAAGAUAUUUCUCUGAGAUAAUGAUAUUGUACUGUAUUUAUAACUGUGAGGGACUGAAAAACGAUAGGAGAGCUGACAGUAUAUCGAGUAUGUCAUAUUAGCAAACACGAAUGUGCUAUUAUUUUUUUUACAGUUCAGUGGUAAAGUUGUAUUUACAACACUGUUCCAGAACAGUUCAACACAAAUAUUAGAGUGUGUUUUGUGCAUUAAGGAGGUCUACUUCCUGAACCUGGGAGUAGCCAAUGCUUUCUGUGCACAGAGGCUAUGGGGCAAUUCUAACUCUGCAAGGACUGUCUGGUGCUUCUGACUCACAACCUGU